AUGGUUGAUCGUUAUGCUGGAUUAUUCGAGGUAAGAGUUUUUAAAAAUCAGUAUUCGGUAGAGUUUCUUCUACCUGCUAGUGAACGUUGUAGGGAAUGUGAACGAUUUGCAAAAAGAAUUGUUGAUAACAUGAAUGAUACUCCUACUCGAUUAAUUAGAAUGAGUCCCAAUGAUGUCACAAAGCUUGAGUGGAUAUAUUCCAAACCAUUGGUAAAAUACAAUCGUCCAAUAGGUGUUAAUGAAUCACAACUGGAGAAAGGUACUACCAUCUGUUUUUUACUUGUCCCUGGAGAGUGGAAAAAUAAUCCUUUUGAGCGACGUAGAAUAACGGACCCUAUAUGGUUACCUAGCCUCUAUAAAAUUCGAAGAAUUGUUGUUGGAAAGAAUCCUCUGAUGCCAGUUUUAUAUUAUUUAGAUGAUUCAGGAUCUCAACGUUCCUUUGUUAGAGAACAAUUAAUGCAUAUUAAGGAAAAGCCUAUACUACCUCCCCGGUGGGUCUUAAAAGAUAAUCGAAUACAAUCAAGGCGCUCUUAA
Molecule: messenger RNA, 534 nt
Organism: Acaulospora morrowiae
Lineage: Eukaryota; Fungi; Glomeromycota; Glomeromycetes; Diversisporales; Acaulosporaceae
Source: the annotation of a GenBank genome assembly